Messenger RNA from Anopheles nili, 914 nucleotides. RefSeq lists its product as uncharacterized. The transcript has 3 exons. Bases 92 to 826 code for a protein of 244 amino acids. The record is from RefSeq and is a predicted model, not a curated record. Lineage: Eukaryota; Metazoa; Arthropoda; Insecta; Diptera; Culicidae.
CAGCAGAAAGUGAUCCCAGGUAUAGUCGCAGGGAAUUGUGAUCAACCCCAACCCCGUUGCUUUUGGAAAGGACAUCACGCACGCGCUCAACAUGAAAGGAACCUCCACCUGGACCUUAGCAGCCACCGUGAUCUGUGUGUGCUACGCAGCGCAGUUCUGCAUAGCGGGACCGCUUCCGGAGGAAUUUCCACAGGACAGCUCGUCAUCUUCCGAGGAGAAACAGGGCAAUCCCCUGAACUCCUUGUACAGCCCCUUAGAGUACGGAGCGAAAGUAGACAGCGAUGAAAUUGCUCUUAUCAGUACCAACAGUUCACAAAACACAACAAAAGAACUUUACGUGAUUAAAGCAGUUGUCUAUGAAAUAGGAAUCCUUGCUGAUGUACCAGAGAAUGAGACACUCGAUGAGGACGAGCCAGUUCACCAGCAAGUGGAUCUGUCCUUCUUCAGCCACGGGGGCAACAGUACCCAUCUGAACCUAGGCGACAUUCCGGUUCCGAUUCAAACCAGCGUCCAGGGGCAGGUGUUCACCGGUAUUGCACCGGUGCACGUAGGCACCGUACCAACGAACCUAAGCGAUCUGCUGUCUGCCCUACCAAUCUCGGGCACCGUGGUCAACAUCUCGCAAACAAACAGCUCCUACGUGGAGGUGCACAAGCACAACAUCAGCGACGCUUCCGUUCUGUUAAACCAGAAGGAUCUGACCAGCUUACCCUUUGCCAGCUCGGCCAGUGAACCGCUAGUACCAGCUAGCGUUGAUGAAACGGUGAUAGGACUUACGACGAAGACGAAACAGCCGGCAGAUGGGGACGAGGAGAAGCAUGAGUAGGGCUGAAUCUGUUCUCGACUGUGGUAGGGUUUAGCUUAAGGUUACAUUUAAUGUUAGAGGGUCGCAAAAUACACCGUUGAUUUUUAAA